AUGGCGGCUCACCAGCAAACCAGGAUCCAAGCCUACCUGGAGAAGAACAAGAUCGGGCCCCUCUUCGAGGAGUUGAUGACCAAGCUGAUAACAGAGACCCCUGACCAGCCAAUCCCAUUUCUAAUUGAUCACCUUCAGUCCAAACAGGGGAACCGUGGGCAGCUCCAGAGGACCCUGUCUGGCUCUGCUGCCCUUUGGGCAGAGACUGAAACCCCAGAAAACAAAGGAACAAGGAGAGAUUUUAGAAGUUAUGAUAAACCUUGGCAGGUAAAUGCAAAGAAGCCUAAGAAGUCCAAGAGUGACCUUGCCGUGUCCAACACUUCUCCGCCGUCACCGGAGUCCAAGUCAUUGCCAAGGUCAAUAGAGCAUCCUAAGUGGGAUUGGAGGACAAAACCGGAGAGCCAGGAUUUUGAUGAACUAAAUCAUAUUCUUCAGGAGAGCAGAAAGCUUGGAAAAGCCCUUGAGAAUCUGUCUCGCAGCAUUGCUAUUUCUGAUGAACUGGAUAAGGACACUGCAGGCUUCAGCACCCCCCUCCUGAGACCUCGAGUGAUUGGGGAAUGGAUUGGGCGUGAGGAGAACGACGCCGACCCGCUGGCUGCAGAGAUGCUGCAGCCACCAACACCCAGGAGCAAGAAUGAGCAGUGGGACAGUGAGGACAGCAGCAGCCCUGGAGGAAGUUUGAAAAUGGAGCCAAAGAGCAAAGGACUGAAGCACCACCAGCAGCAACACAAGAAGCUGCUGGCUGCCAUGCUCUCGCAGGACUCCUUCGACUCUGCCCAGAGCACAGCUCCCUCCGUCACCGAGGAGGACAUCGACAAUGAAGAUGAUGCAAUGGAGCUGCUGGAGGAUCUGGAUGACCUGAGAAUGGAAGGAGUCACAAGUGUGAUGUCUUCUGGGAGCAAAUUCAAUCCAGCUCGGAGCACUCACCCGGCAGAGCCUCAAGCCAAGGUGACGCUGAACAUCUGUGCAAGGUGUGCCAGAUUGCAGGGAGAUAACUUGGCAGAGAGGCCAUAUGAUGUCUCCAUGGUAUCUCAAACAGCUGAGCCAGCAGUGCCAGCCCCUGAUGCUCAGGUUCCUGGGGUGGAAGCACUUCCAGAAGAUAUUGAUGAGUUUCAGAGUGGCUCUCAAGUGGCAGGAUAUGCUCAGGCAGUUUGGACCUUGGAUGCUGUGGGUGUCAGGCCUGGAGGGUCCCCAAGGCAGAAGCUCCUGAAGGAGACUGUAGCAGCAAAAGAACUUCAGAGCAUGGAGAAACACCUUGCUGACAUUGAGAAGGACCUGGCACUGUGGGAGGAAGCGAGGCUCUCAAGAAGCCCUGGUGCCCAGCAUCCCCCUGGAGCUGCCUCUGACCAUCCAGGCAAUCCACAAGCCAUGCAGAACCAAGCUGCAAGGCCUCAGGUGCCAGCUGCCCCAGGGAAGAACCCUCAGCUGCAAGGGAACAAGUCCCCUCCGCUGCCCAGCACCAGGGCACAGGUCUGCAGCGUGGCCAGCGGCAGGCCCCCGGCGCCUGGCACGCAGCCCAGCAGGGCACCUACCCCCUCCACGGUGGGCAGCAGGCCCGGGACCCCCAGCAGCCUGCUGCCACGGCCCCUGACCCCUGGCAGCCAGGGCAGCAGGGAGGGCACCAUUAGCAUGCAGAGGAGCAGAUCUUUGACAUCUAAGAGCCAAAUGGGGAGGACCCUGAGUGCCGCUUCGGGGCUGUCUGUGCAGCUGGGUGGGGACAUUGUUGGGACUGUCACCACUCAGAGGAGCAGUCUGUCAGAAGAUGAAUUCUUACAACAGCUUCAGCUUGCUCAGCAGCCCUGGACCCUGCCGAGUCACACAGGUGACCCAGGCAAAUGUGAGUAUGUUUGUCAGGACCAGAAGCUCUCAGCUUCUGACUGCUCUGCAGGCCUGGUGGAGCCCCUGCACGCUUUGAGUUCACCGCUCCUGCACGCUUUGAGUUCACAGCCCCUGCACGCUUUGAGUUCACCGCUCCUGCACGCUUUGAGUUCACAGCUCCUGCACGCUUUGAGUUCACCGCCCCUGCACGCUGAGUUCACAGCUCCUGCACGCUUUGAGUUCACAGCCCCUGCACGCUUUGAGUUCACAGCCCCUGCACGCUUUGAGUUCACAGCUCCUGCACGCUUUGAGUUCACAGCUCCUGCACGCUUUGUGUUCACAGCCCCUGCACGCUUUGAGUUCACCGCCCUGCACGCUGAGUUCACGCCCUGCACGCUGAGUUCACAGCUCCUGCAUGCUUUGAGUUCACAGCCCCUGCAUGCUUUGAGUUCACAGCCCCUGCACGCUUUGAGUUCACAGCCCCUGCACGCUUUGAGUUCACAGCUCCUGCACGCUUUGAGUUCACCGCUCCUGCACGCUUUGAGUUCACAGCCCCUGCACGCUGAGUUCACAGCUCCUCCCCUGCACGCUUUGAGUUCACAGCCCCUGCACGCUUUGAGUUCACAGCUCCUGCACGCUUUGAGUUCACAGCCCCUGCACGCUUUGAGUUCACCGCCCCUGCACGCUUUGAGUUCACAGCUCCUGCACGCUGAGUUCACAGCUCCUGCACGCUUGAGUUCACGCCCUGCACGCUUUGAGUUCACCGCCCCUGCACGCUUUGAGUUCACCGCCCCUGCACGCUUUGAGUUCACAGCUCCUGCACGCUUUGAGUUCACAGCUCCUGCACGCUUUGAGUUCACCGCCCCUGCACGCUUUGAGUUCACCGCCCCUGCACGCUUUGAGUUCACCGCCCCUGCACGCUUUGAGUUCACCGCUCCUGCACGCUUUGAGUUCACAGCCCCUGCACGCUUUGAGUUCACAGCUCCUGCACGCUUUGAGUUCACAGCUCCUGCACGCUUUGAGUUCACAGCUCCUGCGGCUGUGGGGAGGGGAAAACCCUUGUCGAUGCGGCCGCAGGAUACGGCCAAAGGCGGCUCCUCUGGGAAGCUGGAGCGACCCUUUCCGCGAUCUUACGGAGAUCGGCUGGGGAGGGUGCCGCUCCUUUGGGCAGAAGCGGCGACCUGCGGCAAUGCACUCGAACGCUGCCGGCUCGAGUCCCGGACAAUGUGGAUCUCUCGGCGGCAGAAGGCACGAGGAGAACACGGGCACGCACACGGGAACAGGCGCGGGUAUUAA
Messenger RNA from Indicator indicator, 3114 nucleotides. RefSeq names its product chromosome 31 C8orf34 homolog (gene C31H8orf34). Lineage: Eukaryota; Metazoa; Chordata; Aves; Piciformes; Indicatoridae. The record is from RefSeq and is a predicted model, not a curated record.